AUGGCUGUAGAAAGCGGAGCCAUCGCCGAGGCGCAAGGCGCCAGCACCGCGGACCAUCGCGCACUCGUCACAAAUCUUAUCAAACGUGAGCCGGACUCUGAACCGGACAGUCCCAUCUUCAAGAGGAGUCCAGGCACCACUCCUUCGUCGCUCGGCUCGAGUCCAGCCGUCGAUGAGGGCCGGGCCUUGAACAGCCUCUCCUCGGCGGUAAAGCUGUCCGCGCCGGCAAAGUUUCGGGGCCAACACCCCCCGGCUGUCUGGGAAUCGCUCAAACCUGAGAUACAUCGUCUGUAUAUCGACGAUGAGUUGCCUCUCAAGGAGGUCCGAGAGAUCAUGAUGCACAAGGGCUUUGUGGCGACUGAGAAGAUGUACAAGGACAAGUUUGCUAAAUGGGGUUAUACCAAGAACAACCGCAGGAAAGACGUGGCCAAGAUGGUCCAGCUGGAGAAGCAGCGCAAGGCAUUUGGCAAGAAGACCAUGUUCCAGCGCAAUGGCAAGGUCGUCGACAUCGAUACCUACAUCAAGAGGGCCAAACUAUCUUCCAGCGAGCUUGAGAGUUUGAACGCUGCAGAGGAACUUCCGGUAAUCGUAAGAGUGCGCACCCCGCCGCCAACGCGGCCGAUACCCAGCAAUCUGCGUCCCCCGGGCUUUCUUGACCUCCAACAACUACUGGUGAAAUCCUUCGGGGACCUCUCAGCACGCUCCGAGUCGGUGCUGGGCAGCAAGUCGGCGUUGGAAGUCUAUGCCAACUACCCGCGGACCGACUUCUAUCAAACCGUCAGGCACCUCCGUGAUGCGUCGUGGCUUUUUGAAGAGGGGUGUAAUGCCGAGGCUGGUAUAUUCAUGCGCAGGGCCUUUAACAACAUCCACAAAAUCAUCGAGAACCCGGACCCAUGGGCGUUGUGCGAUCUACUCAUGUAUCAAAUGGCCUUCACCCAUUAUGGCCAUCAACGGCUGAUCUGGAAGUACCUGUCCGAGUAUUCAGCCGUGGUGCGCGGUCCUGUGCCUUGGUUGAGCGGCGUGCUUCAGGCCCUACGGGAGUUUUUCGACGCUAAUCCGAUCGAGAUGUGCAUGGAGUUUUUGGCGGAGCUGAUGGGGAUGAUAUACCCAUCGAUGGUGUUGGUGGAUCUUUCGAAAAAGAGCCUCAUAUCAUUCCUCCAGGGGUAUAUAAACAGCGUCUCGCGCUUUCGGUCUUACCCAAACCCGGCGGUGGAAAGAUUUGCACACGCGAUCGAGGCGCCGGCGCUCCCGUUGAUCAAGCAAGAGCUGGAACCAGACCACCCUCUACUUCGAAUUCACGCCCUAUACACUUUAGGGGAGCAGUCCGACUGGCACGACGAGCGGGUUCUUGAUCUUGCCACCGACCUUCACAGGACUGAGACGGAUGUGAACUCCCGGAGGCUCUGCCUGCGCGCGCUCGCCUAUUAUCAUAUGAGCCAGUGGAAAGAUCAGCCGACAAAGGAGAAUCCACGGCACGGGUACGCAAGGCAAUAUUUAAGACAGGCAAUCGACCUUGCGCCGUAUUCGACAUUUGGAGGCCUAGCUCGAGGGUCUCAGCGUGAGGUGUGGGGUGAUAUGAAAUUUCUAGAGCAAUGGUACCGGGAAGGUGGCGAUAUGGAAUCGGCAGCGGAACUAGAGACAAGGCGACAAGAGGGCUUGAGCGAGUUUGUAAACUCGAUCCAGACCUCACCGACCUGA
Molecule: messenger RNA, 1698 nt
Organism: Neoarthrinium moseri
Lineage: Eukaryota; Fungi; Ascomycota; Sordariomycetes; Amphisphaeriales; Apiosporaceae
Exons: 2
Coding region: 1-1698 (565 amino acids)
Source: RefSeq, a predicted model, not a curated record